AUGUGCCACACCAUAGCUUUCAAGUUGCCCUGCGAGCAUAUCCAGACUCAUAUCGAAUAUUGCUCCAAGGCUUCGACAUCCUCGAAAAAAGAUCCAUCCAAACGCAAAACCUGCAGAGAUGUCACUCAACAAAACAUUCCGUACCCUCCUCCCCCAGGCUAUGACCAGAGAGCCUUGCCAAAGUGCCCUUUGGAAGACUGCCCAUACGAAAGCCGCAACAGAUGCUGGAACUGCUGCUGGUGUGGCAAGGGUUGGAACGAUGGAGGCAGAUGUAGCUGCAUCAUGAUCAUUGACGGAAACCAGUACCGCUGCGAGCAUAUCUGCUGCUCGACAUGUACUGCCGCCAUGGAUGGUUGA
Molecule: messenger RNA, 357 nt
Organism: Colletotrichum abscissum
Lineage: Eukaryota; Fungi; Ascomycota; Sordariomycetes; Glomerellales; Glomerellaceae
Exons: 1
Coding region: 1-357 (118 amino acids)
Source: RefSeq, a predicted model, not a curated record